AUGCAGGAAGUCCAGAGGUCCUACCCGGAGCGUGGCUACGCAGCAGCGCCCCCCAACUACCGCACUGAGGGCGACGAUAUCUCGUCCGAGGGCAAGAAGAGCGACCCCGAGCUCAACAUGCCGCUCGACAAGACCGCUACCGUCCAGGAGGGCUCCGAGAAGUUCAACCGCCUGGGGUGGAAGCGCCUCACCAUUUGCUUGAUUGUCGAGGCCAUUGCCCUUGGUUCUCUCAGUAUUCCCAGCGCGUUCGCGAAGCUGGGCAUGGUUGCUGGUGUCAUCAUGUGCGUGGGACUGGGUCUGGUGGCCAUCUAUACAUCAUACGUCGUCGGUCAGGUCAAGAUGCGCCACCCGCACGUCAAUCACUACUCGGACGCUGUGCAGCUCAUCUGGGGCCGCUUCGGUUACGAGCUUGUCGGUGUCAUGUUCGCGCUAUUCCUGAUCUUGUUGGUCGGAUCCCACGCUUUGACCGGGACCAUUGCUUUUAUCAACAUCAUCGACAACUACCAAAUCUGCGCGCUGGUCUGGAGUGUCAUCUCCCUGAUCAUCCUGUUGCUGCUCGCUCUGCCUCCCACUUUUGCAGAGUUUGCCAUAUUGGGAUACAUCGAUUUCGUCAGUAUCAUCGUCGCAAUCAUGAUCACCAUCAUCGCAACGGGUAUCCAGGCGCACAAUGCACCCGGCGGCCUGAGUGCUGUUCCUUGGUCCGCAUGGCCUCCAGAGGGUACCACUUUCUACGAGGCUUUUUUGGCGACCACCAACAUUGUCUUCGCCUACUCGUUCGCCGUCUGCCAGUUCUCUUUCAUGUCUGAGAUGCACACGCCCUCCGACUACGUCAAGUCCGUCUGGGCACUUGGUCUGAUCGAAAUCUUCAUCUACACCCUGACCGGCGCGCUUAUCUAUGCCUUCGUUGGUGUCGACGUCAAGUCCCCCGCUCUGCUCUCUGCAGGUGACACCGUCUCCCGCAUCGCCUUCGGUAUCGCUCUGCCUGUCAUCUUCAUUUCCGGAUCUAUCAACGGCACUGUCGUCGGCCGAUACAUUAUGGACCGCGCGUUCCCCAACUCGCCUAUCCGCUUCGUCAAGGGCGCUCGCGGCUGGGCCGUCUGGGUGUGUUUGAUCACCAUCAUCACAAUCAUUGGCUGGAUUAUCGCCGAGGCCAUCCCCUUCUUCAACGCCCUCCUCGGACUCAUCUCCUCCCUCUUCAUUUCCGGAUUCACAUUCUACUUCCCUGCACUCUUUUGGUUCCAGCUCGUUAAGGAGGGCAGCUGGAAAUCGAGCAUCAAGAACAUUAUGCUUAGCAUUUUGAACGCAGUCAUCCUCAUCAUCGGCGUCGUCAUCCUGGGCGCAGGUACUUACGCGUCUGUUGAAGACAUUAUGCACCAGUACAACGGCGGCGCGGUGCGCAGCCCCUUUACGUGCUCGGCUGCGUCGUACGCUUAG
Molecule: messenger RNA, 1434 nt
Organism: Ascochyta rabiei
Lineage: Eukaryota; Fungi; Ascomycota; Dothideomycetes; Pleosporales; Didymellaceae
Exons: 1
Coding region: 1-1434 (477 amino acids)
Biological process (GO): amino acid transmembrane transport
Cellular component (GO): vacuolar membrane
Molecular function (GO): amino acid transmembrane transporter activity
Source: RefSeq, a predicted model, not a curated record